Annulohypoxylon maeteangense is the source of this 1791-nucleotide messenger RNA. RefSeq lists its product as uncharacterized. Lineage: Eukaryota; Fungi; Ascomycota; Sordariomycetes; Xylariales; Hypoxylaceae. The record is from RefSeq and is a predicted model, not a curated record. The transcript has 6 exons. The coding region runs from base 1 to 1791 and encodes 596 amino acids.
AUGCGUUUUGAGGACUGGGAUGUCUUAUUAUUUCCUAGGGAUUCCAAGAUCCCAUUGAAAGAGUUCAGGACUAACUGUCAUGUUGUUCAUGAUAAUGAGUUCGCCUACAGUCAUGGAUCUUACGGUUUGCCGACUAUGACUUGUUUUAUGCCAGGCCUAUCCCCGGGCACUCAGUUCAACAUCUCGCUUCAUUCCUGGAAGACGCCUGAUAUCAGCCAGUUCACUAGAAAUUACAGCAAGCAUCCUGAAUUAGUCAAGUUCGAGGCACGAGUCUUGAUCGAUGGCCGUAUGGUUGCUUCAUCCUCAUUUAGCCGGAUCGGACCAUGGCCUCAACUGAUCAAUCAUAGUUUCGAGUUCACGAAGAACGGAGAUCUCGAAACACUUAGGUUCCCUCAGUUUCGUAGCGAAGUGCUUCGGCAAAGCUACUGGAGCCCCGCAGAUGAAGUCGGACGGAUCAAAAUCGUCAUCAGCGAAGGCUUCCCGAGGGAUUCUUUGACUGUACCCAUCGAACGGGUCAAGAAUGUCGUUGCAUUCUCAUUCCAACAUGCACCACUUGAUAUUCUCGAAUCUUCCGCGAUUGCCUGGCCAAAUCCUAGCAUGUGGCGCCGCACUCCGUUCAACCCUACGAUGCCUGCCCCAGCACGUCACCAUGAAGACGGCGCGGAAGCUCACCUCCACUCCCCUCGCCGUCGAACAACGAGCUAUAUGAAAAAUUCAUCCAGUUCAUCCACGUACAACACCUGUCCCCCAGGGUUCACGCAGGAAAACUUACUUGGCACUAUGCCAAACACCGAGGGAUUAUUGCAACGUAACGGUGCUGAGUCUAGCUCGGCCUGGCCAGACCCUUUCAGUUCUCAGAAGUCUGAAACUGCUUGCUUUGACUGGUCGAACACCAACUUCGGCCCCAUUGGAUACAAUCAGGCCACCGACAGCAACAAGUCCAGUUACAAUUCUGUUGCCAGUCGAAGAGCCAGAGGUGCAAGCAAAGUGUCACGCUCCGAUGUUAGCAUGUCUGAUUUUGGCUUGGGUAAUCCAAGCAACACCCAAGGCCUGUCAGAUAAUCACUUCUUAAAUCUCACAACAGCACAUCUAGGAGAUAUAGAUGCCAGUGCUCAUGAUCCGAAGGUGCCGACAAACACGCCAACGACGACAGGUGGCUCGAACUUCGUUGACGAUCUCAGCUUUGACGUGAACAAGAUCGGUACUCCUGGAAGCACGUCAAUAAACGAGUUCUUCAACUCCACGAACGCGAAUUUCUCUUCUGAACUUGCAACGUCUCUUACGCACUCGUUGCUGAAUCAACCACACCCGCUCCCAGUGCAUACCGGAAACAUUGCCCCUCCCGCCCCUGAAGUUAAGUCGCGUAAAGAAAAUCGCCUUCAAGAUUCCCCAAGUGAAGAUUCUCCAGUCAUCAACCAUAUCGACAUGCGCAAGGUAUCACAGUCGUCGUUUAGUAACCUCUGCAAAGACAGCCAAGACGCUAGCGCAAACAACUCACCUCCCAGCCAGAGCGCAUUCUCGGGGGUGUUCUCACAUCGAUCUACUUCAGGCGGAGACUUUGGCAACGACCUUGCUAAUGUUCCCAGCGUCUUUACAGCAUCGACUGUGGACUCACGUGCACGCGGUGACGCAACCCCGGAUGCUUGUCUAAUACGACCUGAGAAGAGUAUGAAGCGCACCCGCCAUUUCACGCCUGGCAGUGGAAGAGUGUUCGACGAUGAUAUCGAGGCACUGACCAACAGCCCUCGGGUCCAAGUAGAGCUUGAAGAUCACCUUGCGGAGCAUAUCUGA